UAAAGACUAUCCCUGUAAGGCUGGUACUGUUUGGUCCUAACAAGCUUCAUGGUCGGUCAUGGAACUGCUGCAGUUCACAUGUCUGCUUUUACUUAUCAGCCUGAAAUGUUUGACAGGUUUUGGCCAGCAGUGUGGGGGUAACCAGUGGCAGUGUGAUGAUGGAGCUUGUCUGCCUCUUUCCUGGCACUGUGAUGGAAAUGGAGACUGUAUGGACGGCUCUGAUGAAAUGGCCUGCCCCUGUCCUAGGGGCCAGGUUGCCUGCAUGGCCGGGGCUCCUGGUUGUGUAAGUACCUCUGCAGUAUGUGAUGGGCAGCGCCAGUGUUCUGAUGGAUCUGAUGAGUUUAACUGCCCAGAGAACCAGGGCUGUCUGCAGGGGGACUGGAGGUGUAGGAAUAAGAUCUGCAUCCCCAAGGACCAAUACUGUAAUGGUGCUAACGACUGUGUGGACAACUCUGAUGAGGCCUGUGGCCAGUGUGGGCCAAUGGCUGUGCGUUGUCCUGGAGGGGCGUGUCUGACUGAAGAUGAGAGAUGUGAUGGAAAAUUGCACUGCUCUGAUGGCAGUGAUGAACCCUCUACCUGUGGGAGGACCUGUUCAGAAGAGAACGGUGGCUGCAGUCACUCCUGUGUGGAUCAGCCCUGGGGAGCCCUCUGCUCCUGUCCUAAAGGCCAUAGGCUGUCUGCUAACGGAGCCUCCUGUCUGGAUGUGGAUGAAUGCGCUCUGCCUUAUGGUCCAUGCAUGCACUUCUGUGUCAACACACCCGGGUCCUUCUACUGCCACUGCCGAGAUGGCUUCCAGCUUCAAGGAACCACCUGCUAUGCUAAAGGAAAUUAUACAAAGUUUCUGACUACAAAGAAGGGAACUAUCGGAUUUCUGAAUCUGAAGACUCUGAGAUUCGAGUCCAUUCAGAGUAUUGGCUAUGAUCCUCUGGCCCUGGCCUUUGACCUCUCCAGGAGCUCAUUCUACUGGGCUGAUAACCAGGGGAACAUCUACAAGGCUAAGGAGCAGCAGCGCAGGAUCCUUUAUCAUGGACAAUAUGGGGUUAGAAGUCUAGUCUGUGAUUGGCUGACAGGCCAGCUGUACUGGACCAACCAGAAGACCCGAUCUAUUCAUGUUGGGGCAGCUGAUGGGAGCGGAUUUGCAACUGUCUUGGCCAAGAACAUAGACCCGUUGGAGCUGGUCCUUCUUCCCAUUGAAAGCUUGUUGUUUUGGAUCAACAAAGGUCCAGGUGAUAAAAUUACUCUGGAGAGAUCUGGGAUGGAUGGGAUAAAGCAGGAAUCUCUGGUGGUCCUCACUGCACAGGCUCCACGGAGUCUGACCCUGGAUGUUACAGCUAGGAGGCUGUACUGGAUGAGUGAUUUUAAAAAGUCCAUAGAGACUGUGCGAGUGGAUGGGAGUGGUCGCUACAGCUUUCUGGAGUUCUUCAAGAGGAGACCAGCUCAGAGCCUGGCGGUGUUUGAGAGGUGGUUCUACUGGACAGAUCAGAAGGGUCUGUGGCGCUCCCCUCAGGACCGACCUAAUCAGAAGACCUUUAUUCAGAGGACAACACUCCCUGUCCUAGAGGCAUACCAUGAACAACAGCAGCCAAAAGCUCCAUCAGCCUGUGUAAAGUCUGGCUGCCAGCUCUGCAUGCUGACUCUGGACCUGCCUGCUGGGUUCACCUGUACCUGUCCUGAUGACAAACUUCUCAUGGCAGAUGGCUCAUGUGAAUAUCCCAGGUUUGCUUAUGCAACAUCCACAACACUGAACCUGUUUGAGUUGAAAGGGAAGGAGCUGAUCAAGACAAAACUGCUGACUACGGAUGAUGUCAUGGAGUCUUUUGACAUCGACUGGAGGGGGGACUGGGUCUACUGGGCAAACAGCACUGGUCAUGUGAUGCGCUGGAGCCUCAAUACCGGCCAAACAGAGACUGUCCCUACGCUGAGACCAGCCUGCAUGGUGUUAGUAGACCAGAAGAUGAGAAAUCUGUACUGGCUGUCAUGUGAUGAAGCCUGUGUUGGCGUCACUAACAUGGAUCAGGGUUACCCACGGAGACUGUACCAGUCAGGCAGUGAGGUAAGAGAUGUUUAUCUGGACUGGCAGCGGGGGAGGCUGUACUUGCUGGAGGCUGGCUGGAUCCUAUCCAUGAGACUGCCAGGAGGAAACCCUAGGAAAGUCCUGAGAGUGGAGGGACACGUCGCUGGGCGCAUUGUUUUGGACCUACAAUCUAACACACUGCUCUGGAACACAGAGGGGGACGAUCUGAAGAUCAUGAGUCUGUUGAAGUCCCAGACUCACCUGGUAGGCAGAGAGUGGAAUGUCCCUGGUUCCAUCGUGGCCGCUCAUUCUCCACUCCUGGUGUCGCUGUUUAAUGACGUCAUCACUGUGUGGGACCGGCGGGACAGGAGGCGUGUCCACGAUGUCCCUGUCGGACCAGGCGUUGUCAGGGUGAUCGUGGCUCUGGAUGUAAAGGAAGUGCCUCCUGCUCAGCCAGUCUGUACCAGUCCAUCAGUGAUGUGUCGGGGCUCAACUUUGUGUAUCUCCCAAACUCAGCUGUGUGACACAUUGAGAGACUGCCCUGAUGGUUUUGAUGAGGAGUCCUGCAUUACUAAAUGUCCAAACCGAGGUGAGUUCCGGUGUAAGGACAGGAGGAAAUGUAUUAAGAGGAGUCUGGUUUGUGAUGGACGCGCUCACUGCCAUGAUGGCUCAGAUGAGAUUGGCUGUCCAACGAUCGCUGCUCCAACAUCCCAAACUGCCCCCCUGAAGUGCCGUAUGGGUUCUAGACUGUGCAAGGAUGGGAGAGAGUGUGUCCUGCACAGCCAUGUUUGUGAUGGAGAGGUGGACUGUAAGGAUGGAUCAGAUGAACAGGACUGUGGAGAAUCUCCAGUUCCACUUACUACAGCUUAUUUGGCUCCAACUACAACCGCUCCAGAUAUUCUUCCUGCUCAGCCAGUCUGUACCAGUCCAUCAGUGAGGUGUCGGGGCUCAACUUUGUGCAUCUCCCAAACUCAGCUGUGUGACACAUUGAGAGACUGCCCUGAUGGUUUUGAUGAGGAGUCCUGCAUUACUAAAUGUCCAAACCGAGGUGAGUUCCGGUGUAAGGACAGGAGGAAAUGUAUUAAGAGGAGUCUGGUUUGUGAUGGACGCGCUCACUGCCAUGAUGGCUCAGAUGAGAUUGGCUGUCCAACGAUCGCUGCUCCAACAUCCCAAACUGCCCCCCUGAAGUGCCGUAUGGGUUCUAGACUGUGCAAGGAUGGGAGAGAGUGUGUCCUGCACAGCCAUGUUUGUGAUGGAGAGGUGGACUGUAAGGAUGGAUCAGAUGAACAGGACUGUGGAGAAUCUCCAGUUCCACUUACUACAGCUUAUUUGGCUCCAACUACAACCGCUCCAGAUAUUCUUCCUGCUCAGCCAGUCUGUACCAGUCCAUCAGUGAGGUGUCGGGGCUCAACUUUGUGCAUCUCCCAAACUCAGCUGUGUGACACAUUGAGAGACUGCCCUGAUGGUUUUGAUGAGGAGUCCUGCAUUACUAAAUGUCCAAACCGAGGUGAGUUCCGGUGUAAGGACAGGAGGAAAUGUAUUAAGAGGAGUCUGGUUUGUGAUGGACGCGCUCAUUGCCAUGAUGGCUCAGAUGAGAUUGGCUGUCCAACGAUCGCUGCGCCAACAUCCCAAACUGCGCCCCUGAAGUGCCGUAUGGGUUCUAGACUGUGCAAGGAUGGUAGAGAGUGUGUCCUGCACAGCCAUGUUUGUGAUGGAGAGGUGGACUGUAAGGAUGGAUCAGAUGAGCAGGACUGUGAGCUCCUCUGCAAAGCAGGUCAGUUCCAGUGUGCUCAUGGGAAGAAGUGUAUCGACCAGCAGCAGAUGUGUGAUGGAAAGGCACAGUGCCAGGACCGUUCUGAUGAAAUGGACUGCUUCAAGCCCACCAAGAGCUGCAGUCAUCGCUGUGACAAUAAUAGCAGCUGUAUCCCAGAAACCUUUCUCUGUGAUGGAGAGAGAGACUGUGCGGACGGCUCUGAUGAGGAAGGCUGUGAUUCUAACAAGGCCCUUCCUCCUGUCCUGCCAACUCUGGCUCAGACCUGUCCCAGUCCAUCAGUGAGGUGUCGGGGCUCAACUUUGUGCAUCUCCCAAACUCAGCUGUGUGACACAUUGAGAGACUGCCCUGAUGGUUUUGAUGAGGAGUCAUGCAUUACUAAAUGCCCAAACCGAGGUGAGUUCCGGUGUAAGGACAGGAGGAAAUGUAUUAAGAGGAGUCUGGUUUGUGAUGGACGCGCUCAUUGCCAUGAUGGCUCAGAUGAGAUUGGCUGUCCAACGAUCGCUGCGCCAACAUCCCAAACUGCGCCCCUGAAGUGCCGUAUGGGUUCUAGACUGUGCAAGGAUGGUAGAGAGUGUGUCCUGCACAGCCAUGUUUGUGAUGGAGAGGUGGACUGUAAGGAUGGAUCAGAUGAGCAGGACUGUGAGCUCCUCUGCAAAGCAGGUCAGUUCCAGUGUGCUCAUGGGAAGAAGUGUAUCGACCAGCAGCAGAUGUGUGAUGGAAAGGCACAGUGCCAGGACCGUUCUGAUGAAAUGGACUGCUUCAAGCCCACCAAGAGCUGCAGUCAUCGCUGUGACAAUAAUAGCCGCUGUAUCCCAGAAACCUUUCUCUGUGAUGGAGAGAGAGACUGUGCGGACGGCUCUGAUGAGGAAGGCUGUGAUUCUAACAAGGCCCUUCCUCCUGUCCUGCCAACUCUGGCUCAGACCUGUCCCAGUCCAUCAGUGAGGUGUCGGGGCUCAACUUUGUGCAUCUCCCAAACUCAGCUGUGUGACACAUUGAGAGACUGCCCUGAUGGUUUUGAUGAGGAGUCCUGCAUUACUAAAUGCCCAAACCGAGGUGAGUUCCGGUGUAAGGACAGGAGGAAAUGUAUUAAGAGGAGUCUGGUUUGUGAUGGACGCGCUCAUUGCCAUGAUGGCUCAGAUGAGAUUGGCUGUCCAACGAUCACUGCGCCAACAUCCCAAACUGCACCCCUGAAGUGCCGUAUGGGUUCUAGACUGUGCAAGGAUGGUAGAGAGUGUGUCCUGCACAGCCAUGUUUGUGAUGGAGAGGUGGACUGUAAGGAUGGAUCAGAUGAGCAGGACUGUGAGCUCCUCUGCAAAGCAGGUCAGUUCCAGUGUGCUCAUGGGAAGAAGUGUAUCGACCAGCAGCAGAUGUGUGAUGGAAAGGCACAGUGCCAGGACCGUUCUGAUGAAAUGGACUGCUUCAAGCCCACCAAGAGCUGCAGUCAUCGCUGUGACAACAAUAGCCGCUGUAUCCCAGAAACCUUUCUCUGUGAUGGAGAGAGAGACUGUGCGGACGGCUCUGAUGAGGAAGACUGUGUGGCAAAGCUUUGUGGCCAGCAGCAGUAUCAUUGCAGUAAUGGUCAGUGUGUGUCUGAGGCUCUCCGUUGUGACGGCCAUGCUGACUGUGGAGACCAUUCUGACGAGGUGGGCUGUGCCAAACCCCCCCACUGUCCCCCGGAGCGCCGCUGCCCAAACAGCCAUGAAUGUCUUGUGGAGGAAUGGCUGUGUGAUGGGGAACAGGACUGCCAGGACGGUUCAGACGAGAUGAAUUGUAAGGUGUCUCCAGUGACGUGUGGGGAGUUCCAGUGGAGCUGUGUCUCUAAGACCCAGUGUAUCCCUGCAACCUGGAGGUGUGAUGGACAGAAGGACUGUGAGGACUACAGUGACGAGGCCGGAUGUGACAAGUUGAAGUGCUCCAACCAGCUUUACCAGUGUGGUAGUGGAGAGUGUGUGGACCAUUCCCUGCUGUGUGACCACAUCAUCAACUGUCCUGAUGGAUCUGACGAGGGGCACGGUUGUUCCACCAAUAACUGCUCCAGCCCUGGGACCCCCCAAUGUGACCAGCACUGUGUCAGCACCCCUUACGGACCGAGGUGCAUCUGUGCUGCAGGCUUCCGGCUCCAGGCUAACGGUGUGUCCUGUGUGGAUGUUGACGAGUGUAAUGAGGUCCUACCACCUGUCUGCAGCCACACCUGCCUUAACACCCGCAGCUCCUUCCUGUGUCGCUGUCACCAUGGAUAUCUGCUGGAACCAAAUGGUCACAGCUGCAAGACCCAAGAUGAGGCUCACCUGCUGGCAUCUGUUCAGAAUGAGCUGCUGGUGUUGGGGUUGCAUAGCUCCAGCCUUUCAUUGCUCUCCACUAGUCAGACCCCUGUGUUCUGUGUGGAUUAUGACUGGAGAGACCAGAGGGUAUACUGGGUCAGUCUGGAGGAGGAGAGCAUCAAGUGGACUUCCAUCAACACCAAGGACACAGGCAUUCUGGUCAAAGGUGUGAAGUCUGAUUCUAUAGCUGUGGACUGGGUUGGCAGGAACCUGUACUGGCUGGAUGGGCUGGCCAGUCAGAUUCUGGCUGUGAGGCUGGGCACAUCUACAGUAAAGUCUCAGAACUACAUAGUGGUUCUGGAUGAGGAUCUGGAGCAGCCUCGCUCACUACUGCUGCUGCCACACAAAGGGUUGAUGUAUUGGUCAGAGGUUGGUAGCGAUCCCCAGAUUGAGCGGUCAGGGAUGGAUGGCUCUGAGAGGAAGGUGGUGUUGACUCGUGGUCUCAGCUGGCCAGUCAGUCUCUCGGUGGACACUCUCACUGACCGAAUCUACUGGGCAGAUGAAAAACUGCAGUGCAUCGGCUCUGUAUCCCUGGAAGGACACAAUGUCAGGCUUCUGCAGCUGACUGAAAUGCCCAGUCCAUUCUCUGUAAUGGUUUUCAAUGACAUGGUCUACUGGUCUGACACCAAGAGGAGAACUAUUCAAGUAUCCCACAAGAACACGGGCAAGAACCGCAAAGUUUUACUCAAAAGACCUGGACAGCCUUUUGGCAUCAGGAUUAUGCACCCCCUCCGGCAGACCAAUGUGUCCAGCCCCUGUGAGAAGCUCCAGUGUUCCCACAUCUGUCUCUUGGCUCCAGGACUGUCUACAGGCCCCAGAGCUGGGUCUACGGGACCCAAGGCUGUGUGUAGAUGUGCAGCAGGGCUUCUCCUGGCUGGGGACGGCCUCACCUGCUCCACCCUUGUAGACACCACCUUCCUCUUGCUCCUCUCUCCUACUGCAGUUACACAGAUAUACCUUAGCACCAUCCAUAAUGGUGUGGGGUUGAAGCAGUUGCCUGAGCACCAUAUAUGGUCUCUGCCGUGGGCGCACCAGGCCUCGGGGCUGGAUUUGGCUGUACAGGAGAGGAAUUUAUACCUGGCUGAUGCUGCGCAGGGCUCAGUCGAUCUCCUGAAACUGAGUAGCUCAGGCCUGACACCAGGCAGUAGAGUCCUGAAUCUCCAGGAUGAUACAGUGAUGGCUCUGGCUGUGGACUGGGUCACACUAAACUUGUACUGGAGCAGCAGGAAGCAGCCUGACCUACAUGUCACCACCACCAGGGGGCAGCACACUGCACCUCUACUCCAACUAGGCCUUCAGGGAACCACCUCCAUCGCCCUGCACCCCCCCUCAGGACGCCUGUGCUUCACGGCCUUGGGCCAGGUGAAUGUGAGGAGCCUGCCGCAGGUGGAAUGUGCCUUCAUGGAUGGACGUAGUCAGAAGCUGCUCUGGAGGAAGGCUGUGAUGCCAACCUCCCUUCUGUUCUCCAACAAGGGCACUCGGCUGUAUUGGGCUGACAUAGGUGCUGGAGUAAUCGACUCCAUUCUUCUGGAUGGUUCUGGAUUUAAACAGUUUAAUGCAGAUCCCGGACUCAUGUCCUUCACACUGGCUGAGAACGUCCUCCUGUGGAGCAGCCUGGAUAAAGAUGUGACUAGAAUCUGGUUCAGUGAUGGAUUUCAGCCCAAGCAGCUGUGGUUUGAGGUCAAUACCAAUGUAGUGGCACUGAGGGUUUACAGCAAAACCAGUCAGAAAGGAACUAACAGCUGCUCAGAGCGGAACGGAGGCUGCAGUCAGCUGUGCCUGGCCUACCCAGGGGGGCGUAGCUGCCGAUGUGGACGUGGUUACCAACCUGUCGACACCAACACGUGUAGCCCCUCCCCCCCCCUCCAGUGUCCAGAGGGCAGCAGGGCCUGUAGCGACGGCAGCGGGUGUCUCCCCCUCACAAAGUUCUGUAACCACCAAACCGACUGCCUCGACCAUUCAGACGAGAUCAAAUGUUGGUCUGGAGUGAAGCCCCAAGAUGUCAGCCAUAGUAAACCUUACCCGGGGCAUGCUGGGAGCACCGUCCCCCCUAGCCAGGACUGGUCUGGGAGGACCACCACCGGGGGGGUAGAGGUGCAGAAGCUGGACUCUGAGUCAUGUGACGCCCAGCAGUGUAAUGGACAUGGGAAAUGUGUGGCAAGGGGUGGAGAAACCACCUGCCAGUGUGUUCUGGGAUACCAUGGUGUGUUCUGUGAGGAGGGUGAGGGUCCAGGGGUCAGUAAUGCCCCCCUCACUUUAGGCAUCCUCAGCCUCAUUGGUGGAGUCCUCAUCGCUGCUGUCAUCAUCAGAAAGAGCAGAGCAAGAGCUGCAGCUCGGGGCCAGUCCACAGACAAGGAGACUCUGAUGACCAAUAUGGAUGAACAGACGGUCUACGCUGUGUCUUUCAACAACGAUCUGUAUGAUCCUGACCAGGAAUUGAUCUCGUCUGCUGAUGGGACAUCUCAACAUCUGUAAAUGUUGCCUUUUCUCUUCUGCUCUGAAUAAAGUCUAGGAUGUUAAA
This is a messenger RNA of Oncorhynchus kisutch (coho salmon), 8630 nucleotides long. Its product is annotated as low-density lipoprotein receptor-related protein 2. Gene Ontology annotation, cellular component: plasma membrane; signaling receptor complex. Gene Ontology annotation, molecular function: calcium ion binding; low-density lipoprotein particle receptor activity; protein binding. Lineage: Eukaryota; Metazoa; Chordata; Actinopteri; Salmoniformes; Salmonidae. The record is from RefSeq and is a predicted model, not a curated record. The transcript has 43 exons. The coding region runs from base 59 to 8584 and encodes 2841 amino acids.